AGCGCGUGUAGUGAAAAGGGCCAGAGGACAACAAGCGCUCCAAACGUGCGAGAUGGAGACCAAAAAUUGCGCGUCUUCUAUCAGAUCCGUUCACAAUAUAGAGCUCUGAAAAAUAUAUAUUUACGUUUUAUGCUGAAUACAGAUAACAAAUCGACGCAGAGGAAAGUUUAAGAGCAGGCUGAGAGAAAGAGAGAGUGUGAGAGAGAGACAGAGAGAGAGAGACACACAGAGAGAGAGGCUGAGAUUGUAUCUCGUUCUUCUGGUUGCAGUCUCCGCUGGACCGCACGCAUCCGUGCGCUGCUGUAGAAUGAUGACAAGCAGCAAAACGACUCUUGCUUUCUUCAUCUAUGGACUCCUCGUGCACUGUAGUGUAUGUUCUCCUCUCAGCUACCCGAGCGUCAGGAUGGAGACGGCGGGAUUCGAGGACGCCAACUCGUUACCAGAUUUAACGUUUGAAAGUGAUCAGAUUGCUUUUGCAAGCUCUCCAUCAGUCACUGGAGACACAUUCACGUUAUAUUAUCCUCCUUCGAACAGAAUGGAAAGGCACGCUGACGGGAUGUUUAAUAAAGCGUACAGGAAAGCGCUCGGUCAGUUAUCAGCGAGGAAAUACCUGCAUACACUGAUGGCCAAACGCGUGGGGGGAGGAAACACGAUAGAGGAGGACAACGAGCCGCUGUCCAAACGCCACUCGGACGGGGUUUUCACGGACAGCUACAGCCGCUAUCGGAAGCAAAUGGCAGUAAAGAAGUAUCUGUCCGCAGUCCUGGGCCAAAGCCCUGAAGACUUAGAUUUGCACCAAUUUCUACAAGACAUAGACUUUGGUGCGCUCCCGGAUGGGGAUGACAUUGAGGCAUUUUUGUUGGAUUGGCUGAAGCAGUUCCCUUCUGAAUUCUCGGCUUUGUGACACAGGAGGACGGCUUGGGUGCCUUUUCCUCAUCUUUAAAAUGGCCACCAAAUUCAGAUGGUACAUUAGUGGCCCUUCAAUGCUGCAAUCACCUGCUCACACGUCUCCUAUUUCAUUGAAUCAUUAGCGUUGCAUAUCUUUGCUGCCCCUGUUAUUUGAAAUCGACUCCCUGCAUCAUUUUCUGUGUUCUGGUUAUCUGUAUAGCAUUCAUUAAAGAUGCUCGCCUUUGAAAUUCAUGUUGUGUGUAGAGACUGACAGUGCCCAAAGCCUUACUUAACCCUUGAGAUAAAUCUUUAGAUGAAUAAAUCUGUGUCUUGUGUCAAUCAUUAAUACAAUAACGUACUGCACAUAAAUGUCAAAAAACACAGUGUUGUAAGAUUUGUAUGAAUAAAUUUUUGUAAACAACACAA
Messenger RNA from Misgurnus anguillicaudatus (oriental weatherfish), 1314 nucleotides. RefSeq names its product adenylate cyclase activating polypeptide 1a (gene adcyap1a). NCBI's taxonomy places the organism in Eukaryota, Metazoa, Chordata, Actinopteri, Cypriniformes, Cobitidae. Gene Ontology annotation, cellular component: neuron projection; extracellular region; perikaryon. The record is from RefSeq and is a predicted model, not a curated record. Gene Ontology annotation, molecular function: pituitary adenylate cyclase activating polypeptide activity; neuropeptide hormone activity; peptide hormone receptor binding. Gene Ontology annotation, biological process: neuron projection development; neuropeptide signaling pathway; regulation of protein localization.